Molecule: messenger RNA, 3838 nt
Organism: Theileria parva strain Muguga
Lineage: Eukaryota; Apicomplexa; Aconoidasida; Piroplasmida; Theileriidae
Gene: Ank1
Product: Ankyrin repeat family protein
Exons: 1
Coding region: 135-3767 (1210 amino acids)
Molecular function (GO): protein binding
Source: RefSeq, a predicted model, not a curated record
UCAAGAGUAAAUUCUGGUAAAAUAGGAAAAUGAUAAAAUGGAUAAAUUCUGGGUCAGGAGACCCAAUUUGAGCCGUUAAUUGCACUAAUUUCUCUACACAUUUUAAAUUUUAAUCUAAAAUAAAAAGGCGUAAAAUGUCUACUGAGACUGUGGUUAGUACGGAGAUAUCUCGGUCAGGAACAGGGGAUUUAGAAAACGUUGAUUUGUCCACUUUAUUUCUCUACUUUAGCGAGGGGAAAUUAACAAAUAAAUCAGAAUUUUCAGACGAAGAGAUUAAGAAUUUGUUCUCUAAAUAUUCCAAGAGCUUUCCGGACAAUGAGAAGGUCUACGAGGUUUUCGCCUCAGUUUUCAGCUCCAGAGGCCUUUUUGACCUUUCCAGAGCUUGUUUAUAUACCAGAGUUUACUUACUUAAAAGAGACUCCCAAGCCUAUAAAGAUAACUUGGAAAUGCUUAAAUUGGUUAACGAAAAAGCCGUGGAACAGGUUUUAAUACUGCCAAAAAGCUUCCUGGAUAACCUUUUUUCAAGGGAAAAUUCAGUAAAUUUUAACACCUGGAAGUCGAAAAUGGCCUACACAGAAACUUCAUCACAUCUUUACUCAACUUUCGAAGGAAAUUAUCCGUCCAACACUGCGUCAAAUUUGUCCAAUUGUGUGUCACGUUCAAAUGUGUCAGAUAGUGUCCCAAUUUCAAAGAGUUUGCUGAGGCCUGGAGAGUUGAUUUUGAAGUCAUCUCCGAUAUCCGUAGCGCCUUGGAAUAUUUAUAGUGUCCCCUCAGACCCCUUGUUCAUGUGUGAACGUGUGAGAUCUUGUUUCCACUGUUUAAAGGUGAGAUUGAUUUCUGAGGUUAGAAUUGCGUGUCCAAAACAUCCCUGUGAGUGUAAUUAUUACUUCUGUUCUACGGAGUGUUUUCUUAGAAACGGAGCAGUUCACGAGCUGGAAUGUGAGCAGUUACCAAAACUAAACAAAUUCUCAGAGCAUUUCCUGAACCCUUCUUUCGUACUUUUAGUCGCCAGAACACUAAUUAAGUGCAGAUUAAACAUGACAAACACCGCCAGAGUCUCUGAUAUACACAGGAAAUUGGACAAUAAUUCUCUAUUAGAUGUAAUACUAAGUUAUCAAAUUAAUGAUAUAAAUGGUCAAAGAUUGCGAAAUUGUAUAGAAGAAAUGGAGAGAUUUGCUUUGUUUCUGUUGGAGGAGUUGGGGUUUGACUUUUGUCUGCACUUGACGACGAGGGAGUUAACUCAUUUUAUCCUCGUCGUCUGGGUCAACAGUGUUCCGUUCACAUCUUGUCUCAACUUAACCAACGGACAGGUAAUUGGCGGCUCCUUUUUUACCCUAAAACUCAAGUUCAGACAGUCUGAAACACCCAAUUGCGUACUCCAUUUUGACGACGGAAAGUUUACCGUAAGAUCGAUUUAUGAGAUUUCUAAAGGAAACGAACUCACAAUUAACACUCGCAUUGAUAAGUAUACCCCCGUAAUUAAGCAACUGGAUCACUUCUGGUCAGUACAGUUUUUUACACCAGAAAUUCAGAAUUUUGGCCCUACAGAAGUCAGUGCUAUAAGAUGUAAAAAGUGUAUCCAAGGCUUUUGUUAUCCGAAAAUUGACAAUAUCUCAGAUCACAACAAUUCUAACUCUGUGAAUGAGUGGCACUGUGAAACCUGUGGCGAGGUUAACUCUGAAGAGUUAAAUCUACUCCAAAACAAGGCCGAGGGGAUAUUUACGGAAGCCCAAAAAUUGUAUUUAAAGAGUGAAUUCCUAAGGGCAAAAUCUGUUUUACUGGAUUUCAUAAGCAAAUGGUCUGGAGUGUUACAUUUUGCGCACUAUUUGUUAUAUAAUUCUUAUCUUAUUCUUGCUGGGAUUUUGAAUAGGCCUGGAAGUAUCACAGAGUCUUUAACUUACUUAACAAGAGCAAUUAUUGCUGCUGACAAGGUUCUUCCAAAGGUAUGCCAUGAAAAGGCAUACCUUUACGAUGUAUUUGCAGAUUACUUACUUAAGCUUAAGACACACGUGAGAAUCAGGGGACCAGAAUAUGACAGAAUUAAACGUGUGAUUAUGAACUCGUUGUACAAUGCGUUGUGGAACUGGGUUGUAAUCUCCGGUACAAAUUCCUUCAACUCAAUCUCAACAAUGCAAAAGUGCAGGGCUGUGGCAUUUUCACUCAAUAUCCAUACGCCCCCAGUAGGUAGAAAGUUUGUAAUUAACUUACCAAUCAAGUAUGCAGAGCUUGUUAAGUUUGCCACGGGGCAUAAAGUUCAAUCUGAUCUUAACACCUCGGACGUGGGAACUAUGGCGUUUACCGCAGCCCAGGGCCCUGAGUUUAACGAUACAAUUGUCCAAGUUCUGACCAGUGUGGACGCUCUUGGGAUUAGACAACUGGGCACAGGACUCUCAGUACUCGGAAUUGUAGCCUCAAAUUUGAAUCUCCCGUUCUUCACAGCACUGAUUAAAUCACACUACAACUUUGCUAAAUCACUUUUAAACAUUGAUAAUCGUUUAGACAGUAAUAACGGGGGUUUAGACACUGUAAAUGGUGAUUUAAACGCUGUAAAUGAGAGUUUGGACACUGUCAAUAGUGUGAAUAGUGUCAACAAUGUAAAUAUGUGUAGAGAGGAGCAACUGAUGAACAUUUUGCAUAGUAUAUUUGGCCCUAACGAGGUUGGUGUAAACUUGUUAAUCAUCUUGGCAUGUUUUUUACACACCAAUGCCCAGUGUAAUUCUGAUGUUCUGGGAACAGAAACUGUCAUGGCCAAAGUGUUAUUUUCAUACUCCGAAAAGUUCAAAACUCUUUUAUCACAAUUUAAAUCUUCCAAAAUUGUUUCUAUUGAGUUUGACACAACGUCACAUAAUUUGUUAGAGGUGAAUAAUACAACUGCUGAAAUCUUGGGGUGUCAAACCGCCCUGCACUAUGCGAGUUUCAGGGGUAAAAACUUGUUAGCAGAGUUUCUACUGAGGAAAGGAGCUUUGGUAAACUGUAUGAACCUGGACGGCUCAACGCCGUUACAUUUAGCCGCGUUUAACGGGCAUUACGCAGUAGCUAAAACUCUUUUAAACCAUAACGCAACUGUUUCCGCCAUGCUAAAAUCUGGAGAAACGCCACUACACAUGGCCAUCUACGGCCUACACAAACAAGUUGUUACACUACUAUUAGAACACACAAACCCCGAUCCCUUCCAUAAUAGUGUAAACAUUGGGGAGAACAGAAUAAAUAGUGUAAAGAAUGUGGAGAAUGUGGAGAAUGGGAUUGGUCCGACAAUUUGGCAUGCGUUGGUGUGUGGUAUAUUUCACGUGAAGUCUGAUUUACGGUGUAAAAAUCCGAUUAAUCCGUUGAUUGUUGAGUUAGUGGAAAGAUUAGCGAGGGGAUUGGAAGUGGUUAAAAUAUUACUCAGUCACGUGGGACUGAGUGGUAAAGUUUGGGUCUGGUGUGGUUACUUACCAUCACAACUACUCCUCAAGCUUUGGGAUAAUUUGCUCGAAAAUGCCUCAUUGUUCUCUUUUCCCAAACACAAACCCACUUUAUACGUAGUCUCAAGGCUAAAUGGCGUUAUCGAAAGGGAUCUUAGGGUCUUAACAGGCACUAACCCAGACAAAACCGCACCCAUCGGAUCACCACAACAGAUUAAUCAUCUUAACAAGUAUAAUCACGUUAAAGAGUGUGAACAAGUUAAGGAGUGUGAAGAGUGGAAUGGUAGAAAUGACUUGGCAUUUGGCGCCUUGAGGACGUUCCAGUUCCUGUUACACAUUCUCAAAUCCAUAGAGGAAAGUUAACAUAGCCAUAGAGGAAAGUUAACAUAGCCAUAGGGGAAAGUUAACAUAGCCAUAGGGGAAAGUUAACAUAG